UUAUGAUAUUUUUUCUGGACCAAUGCCUAGGUAGACGAGUGCAAGGUUUACAUGCGAUGUGAGAGGACGCUGCGAUGACGUAAUCACGUCCAGCUGGAGCUUCAGCUCUGAGCAAGAGAAGACCUUUCGUUUAGGCAUCAACUCUCGUCUCCCAAUUCGCAGACCUAAACGUUUGCAUUGCAGAAGCUUACUGGAGAGCGCGCGAAUAGUAGAACAGGUCCAUCUCAAGAUGCUACCAGCAGCACGAUGGUCGCUAAGACUGCCUCGACUGCCUCGACCACAUAUUCGAACAUUGGCAUCGCGUGUCACACCUCCACCACCAGGACCUCGCGGCCGUCUACCAAAACACACUCCCCCGCAGCGGAGGGAGCCAGCAAGCUCGUCUAAACAGUCAGACAGCGAACCUGCAUCGUCCAAUACCCCCAACGAGCCCGCGCAAGAUGCCUCGAGCCCGCCCUCCAAGGUCGAGGCUGUGUCAAAUGCCCUCGCGACAACGCCCGACUCAGAGAACAACCUCGUGACUCCCGUCUACAUGCCCGAAGACCCGCAUGCCGUCCUCCGCGAAACCCACCCAGCGAUGCGACUGCUCGACAACUCGGCCAUUGUCGUGCAGCGGCAGCUGGAGAUGAUGAACGUGCUUAUGGGCUUCGAGCAAGCGAAUCGCUAUGUCAUCAUGGACCCGCACGGCACACACAUAGGAUACCUGGCAGAGCAGGAACACGGUGUGGGCAGUGCCGUGGCACGACAGAUGUUCAAGACGCAUCGCAGUUUUACCACGCACGUCUUUGACCGGGAGGAAAAGGAAGUGCUGAGGUUCCACAGGCCCUUCAGCUGGGUCAAUUCGCAGAUACGCGUCUACGAUGCUGUGGGCAAAGAUGGUGGCGCCUACACUACCUCUAGCAGUCUGCAGGGCACGAGCACGAGCAGCGUGGUGAACCAGACAGCCGCCAACGUCUCGAACUUGGCACUACGCGACAUGAGGAUCAUCGGUAGCACUGAGCAAGAGUGGGCACCGUUGAGGAGAAAAUACAACAUGUACUUGGCCAGGGACCUUGAGGCGGUAGCUGCCACGCCACAGAUUGCGUCCGGCGACCUGCCCCUAUCUAGCUCAAAAGCUGUCGCGAUAGCAGAAGGCGACACGAGAGAAGUCGGCAUGCUGCAAUUUGCACGCGUGGAUGAGCAGUUUCUCUCGUGGGACUUCAGCUUGAUGUCAGAAGACGGCCGCUUGAUAGGCUCCGUCAACCGCAACUUUGUAGGCUUUGCACGAGAACUAUUUACAGACACUGGCGUAUACGCCCUCCGCAUGGACGCUGCGGGUAUCACGAACGACCCAUCGCCCCCCACCCCACAGAGUGGCAUGACUCUCGAUCAACGUGCCGUCAUGCUUGCCACCGCCGUCAGCAUCGAUUUCGACUACUUCAGCCGCCACAGCGGCGCAGGUGGUAUGGGCAUGUGGCCUAUGUGGAUGCCAUGGUUCGGCGGCGGCAGCGAAGCAGCUGGUGGCGCCGCGACAGGUGGAGCAGCAGCAGGUGAGGCUGGUGCAGGGGCUAUUGGAGCCGCCGGCGAAACAGGCAUUGCGAGUGAAGUUGGUGCUGCGGCGCGAGGACUCGGGACCACCGAGGGAGCAGCAGUCGGUGCUGGCACUAUGGCAGGAUAUGAAGCUAUGCAGAGGGGAAGACAACAAGGAGACGACCAGUCACCGCAGGCUUCUGAUCCGUAUCAGGCUUCGCCUGAGCAGCCCUCCGGAACAGGGCAGGGUGGCGACGACGUAUGGGGUCAGACAAAAGACCCUUGGGCAGACCAGGGGAGCCAAGAACCCGGGCAAGACUUCUGGGGUGGUCAAGGUGGUCAGGGAGGUGAUAGUGGCGGCGGUGGUGGUGGUGAUGGAGGAUCAGACUGGAGUGACUGGUUCUGAGGGGAGUUUGUAUGAUCAUGACUUGUAUCACCACAUUGUUAUAUAGCAUGGAAUAGCUUUGCAUAGCACAGCGCAACGUGGAUACUAGAGUAGCUGGUCUUAGACGCAACUCUGCGUUGUAAAGAUCAAGCUUUGCUGAGCGAAGUCCACUUUCCCCUCGAUUUCCCCAGAUUCGGCAGCCAACGAUUCAGCAUAUUCUCCGAAGCUUGGUC
This is a messenger RNA of Dothidotthia symphoricarpi CBS 119687, 2127 nucleotides long. RefSeq names its product Scramblase-domain-containing protein. The record is from RefSeq and is a predicted model, not a curated record. The transcript has a single exon. Gene Ontology annotation, biological process: plasma membrane phospholipid scrambling. Bases 230 to 1915 code for a protein of 561 amino acids. Lineage: Eukaryota; Fungi; Ascomycota; Dothideomycetes; Pleosporales; Dothidotthiaceae. Gene Ontology annotation, molecular function: phospholipid scramblase activity. Gene Ontology annotation, cellular component: plasma membrane.